Messenger RNA from Rhagoletis zephyria (snowberry fruit fly), 1566 nucleotides. Its product is annotated as retinoblastoma family protein-like. Lineage: Eukaryota; Metazoa; Arthropoda; Insecta; Diptera; Tephritidae. The record is from RefSeq and is a predicted model, not a curated record. Gene Ontology annotation, molecular function: RNA polymerase II transcription regulatory region sequence-specific DNA binding. Gene Ontology annotation, biological process: cell differentiation; regulation of transcription by RNA polymerase II; negative regulation of G1/S transition of mitotic cell cycle. Gene Ontology annotation, cellular component: chromatin; nucleus; transcription regulator complex.
CAGUGCAGUCUCCAAGCUGUUCGGCUUAUGAAACGUUCAGCUCUACAGUUGUCAACGAGUCGACAAGGAGAGACCUCUUCAAUUGUACGAAAGAAAUCAGUAAUGAAAAGGAGUCCGGCUUCAGCUUUAAGAAGCAACUGGAUAACAAUAGGCGAACAGCUUCUUUAAUUAUAUUUUGCAGAAAAUUCUAUAAGCUGGCAUGGAUUAGGCUAAAAGAGUUAUGUCGUGAACUGAAGUUGACAGAAGAACCCCAUCUUAACAAGUUGUGGACGCUAUUUGAACAUUCGAUUACUCAAAGGACAGAAUUGAUGCAAGACCGUCACCUCGACCAGAUGCUUAUGUGCGGAAUCUAUUUAUAUAUAAGGGUCCAGGAAAUAAAAUCUAAGUCGUUUAUGGAUAUAAUGAAGUUUUACAGGAAGCAACCUCAAGCUCAAAGUAGCACAUAUAGAGAAGUCCUUAUAGAACCGGCUGACGAUGGAACUGGACCACCUCGGUAUCGCGACAUAAUAUAUUUUUAUAAUAACCUAUACGUUAAGAAGAUGACUCCAUAUGCCCUUAUCUUCAGUGGAAAGAAACAAUCGCAGCAGAAUGUGCCCUUGUCACCUCAUCCUACUGAGAAACAAUCAUAUCCAAGAAAGCUGUCUAAUAAUCUCAUAAUUGUGUCGAGAAUGGAAAAGUCUGAACAGUCACACUCUCCCGUUUUAACAUACGAAUUUUCAAAAAGUCCUGGGAAAAACCUUGAAGAUCUUAAUCAUGUUAUCAGCAGAGGCAAACGAAAUUUGCCUUUCAAUGAUCUGGAGAGCAGUGAUGGACCUUUUAUUGAAAACAAAAUUUUGAAGAAGUCACCAGUAUUUUUACAAAAAUGCAGAGAAAUUUUGCAGGAUAGGAAAGAAGAAAAAAAGUGAAUGCAGUUUAAAAGAAAAUUAAAAGAGUUAAUUAACGCUUAAGCAAAGUAUAUCACUUACAGCCGCACUCAGAGUUGUUUAAUGAUUACUUAAGGUGUUCCUCUCAGAGUCGGUUGAUGAUUCAUUAACAGCAUUUAGUGAACAUUAAAGUUAAGUAAAGAAAAACCUUUGCUUUACUUUUUGACGAAUGAUUAUGAAAUUUGUUGGUUGUUUUCUAUAAAUUGCAACUUUGCUAACGUUGCUGCCACUGUGGCAAUGACCCAGUGGGCAGAGAGAGACUGGCAUCCCGUUGGGGAGAUCCGAUUUCAAAUCCUCGGCAGCAGAAUUGUUUUCCUUUUUUAUUAAAUUUUUAACUUUUAUUGUUAAAAACACACGGACCAAAAAUAACUGUUGGCUCGAAUUUACAAAUUGAAAACGUUGCCCUAAUUCUGAAAUUUAGCGAAAACGUUUUUCAUAACAAUUAUUAGAUGAAAAAUAUUUUUUAUUUCGCCGAUAAGAGUUAUAUUCCAAGGUUUAUUUUUUACGUUGUUUGAUAACAGUUAUUGCACAAUGUUUAUUUUUUACGUUACUUGAUAACAGUUAUUAUCCAACGUUUAUUUUUUACGUUGUCUGAUAAACGUUGUGAGAUAAGAAUAUUGACGAAAACGGAGAUGGAGAAGAA